Molecule: messenger RNA, 972 nt
Organism: Mangifera indica (mango)
Lineage: Eukaryota; Viridiplantae; Streptophyta; Magnoliopsida; Sapindales; Anacardiaceae
Product: probable pectinesterase/pectinesterase inhibitor 51
Exons: 3
Coding region: 1-972 (323 amino acids)
Biological process (GO): cell wall modification
Molecular function (GO): pectinesterase activity; pectinesterase inhibitor activity
Source: RefSeq, a predicted model, not a curated record
AUGGCUUCCCGUCUUAUUACCCUCUUCCUCUUCUCAAUCUCCUCAGCCUUCCAGAGCAGACACCCCAAGUCCCUCCAAGAAAUCCCCCAAAUCCCCCUCGCCUGCAAGGCCACACGUGAUCCCGUCACCUACGAAUCCUCUCUCUUGCAAUCCAACCAAGUCUCCGCCAACUCCACGCCCUCGCAGAUGAUCCAGGCCGUCGUGUGGGUCUCCUCCGAAAACCUCAAAGUUGCCCACGGUAGAGUUCGGUCUAUUCUAGACUUGUCCGCAGACAAUCGGAACCGUUCCGAAGCGGCUAAGAAUUGUUUAAAGCUGCUCCGGUACUCGAGGCGCCGGACUCAGUCGGCUUACGAUGCCCUGGCACGUGGCAAAAUCAAGGACUCAGUCACGGAGCGGGCCGGGUUCUGGGAGAAGGACGAGGCGGGCGCGGUUCAGCCAUUGUUUAAAGGUGGGUUUCCGUUGAAGUUGAAGGCGGAUGUGACGGUGUGUAAGAACGGGAGUUGCAAUUACACGAAGGUGCAGGACGCCUUUAACGCGGCGCUGGAUAGUGUGGCAACACGUGGGUUCGUUAUUAACAUAAAGGCGGGAGUUUAUGAGGAGAUCGUCAGGGUGGCGUUUAAGAAAAAGAAUGUGGUGUUCUUGGGGGAUGGGAUGGGUAAGACGAUCAUUUCCGUUUCUUUGAAUACAGGCUAUAUGGGAAUUACGACAUUCAGAACUGCUACAGUCGGCUCUAAGAGUGUUAAAGAAUAUUAUCAAGCAAUGGAGGUUGCCAUGAUUAGAGCAAAUAUUGAAGAGGACCAUGAGGCAACAAUGACAAGGUUUUUGCAUGGAUUGAAUAGCAACAUAGCCAACUUAGUGGAAUUACAUUACUAUGUCGACAUGGAAGAUAUGUUGCAUAUGGCCAUUAAGAUUGAAAGGCAAUUGAAUUCUAAAGGUUCAAAGAGCAAUUUAGUUGUUUCUAGCACAUCAUAG